Molecule: messenger RNA, 2761 nt
Organism: Emiliania huxleyi CCMP1516
Lineage: Eukaryota; Haptophyta; Isochrysidales; Noelaerhabdaceae
Exons: 1
Coding region: 35-2377 (780 amino acids)
Source: RefSeq, a predicted model, not a curated record
AACAGCCACACUCCCUCUUUCGACCCUCGCAGCCAUGCCGCUUUUCAGCAAGAACAGCCCCGGCUCGCCGCUGAUGCCGCCGCCCUCGAGGGAGUACAUCGCAAAGGCGCGCGCGUCGCCGCCCAAGAAGCUCGCUCCUCUCGCUCUGCCGUCCGCAGACAUCAGCGACGACGCGGCGAAGGUGCCUCGCGGCAAGAUCGAGAUGCAGCCUGCACUGCUCGCGGAGUUUGCCGGCCUGAUCGAUGCCAUCGGUCCCGCCAUCUGCCAGCUCCUGCCGGGCGAGGCCGGCCUCGCCAAGGGUCUCCAGCACAUCUUCAAGGCCGUGGUGGACGCCGCGGGCGGCUCGCUCGAGGCCGUCGCCUGCCUGCUCAAGGAGCUGUCCACGGGGCACCUCUUCGACGGCAUCAAGCAUUUCCUGAGCAACAUCGCGACGACGGUUGGCUGCACGCUCGACGAAGUCUACCAGGCCGUGCAGGCGCUGCUCGGCGGCGUGGAGGACCUGACCGGCUCGAUCGGCAAGAUUGUCGAGUGCAUCCUCAAGAAUGUCGGCGAGCUGCUCUCCGAGAUCAAGAAGGGAGUUGUCGCGCUCCUCAAGUGCAUCCUUCCGACCAAGCUCUUCGCCAGCAUCGAGGCGCUCGUGGGCGGCAUUCUCCGCGAGGUGUCCAGCCUCGUCGACCUGCGCUGCCUCUUUGAGAACAUCGAGCACCUCCUGUGCACGGUCUUCUCGGCGGUGCGCUUUCUGCUUCAGAACGUGGCGUCGAUCGUCUUUACCAUCCUCUGCGACACGAAGAAGGUCGUGGAUGGCGUCCUCGUUGCGACGGGCAAGGUUGUCAGCGACGCCAUGGGCCUCGUCAAGGAGGUCCUGGGCGACGUCUUCCGCCUGGUCAGGCACGCCCUGUGCGAGGUCGCCAUCUUCCUGCGGGGCCUCUUCGGCGGCGUCUCGGGCUUCCUCUGCCACCUCCUGCUCGACAUCGAGCAGCUGCUCUGCUCCAUCCUCGGCGGCCCGCACCACUGCCUCGGCGCCGUCGACAAGAUUGGCUGCGCCAUCGGCAAGGUGUUUCCGGCCAUCGAGCAGAGCGCGCUGUGCCUCUUCGGCCACAUCCAGCGCAAGGGCGUGGACAGCAAGGGCGCGCUCAAGCUCUGCCUGCACGAGGUCUCCGGCAACUUCCUCUGCGAUCUCUUCACCGAGCUCAAGGGCUUCCUCGAGAUGGUUGCCAAGGCCGUCGGCUGCACGCUGUCCGACGUCUUCGCGGCGGUCCGGAUGAUCCUGAACGGCGUCGCGUGCGAGACGAGCAAGAUUGUGAGCUACAUCCUCGCCAACGUGGGCUGCCUGCUGGAUGGGGUCAAGAAGGCCGUCGUCUGCCUCCUCAAGAAGGUGCUGCCGGCGGGGCUCUUCUGCAGCAUCGAGAAGCUCCUCUCCACCAUCCUCUGCAGCGUCGCCAACCUGGUCGACCUGCGCAAGCUCUUCCGCGGGAUCUGGGGCCUCGUGGGCGAGGUGCUCUGCUUCACCAAGUUCCUGCUCGCGGGCGUCGGCUGCCUCGUCCGGGAGAUUCUCACCGAGAGCGGCGAGCUCGUCAACGGCGUCCUCUGCAAGACGGGCAAGGUGGUGCACAACACGCUCGAGCUCGUCAAGGAGGUGGUGGGCGACGCGCUGUGCUACGUGCACGGCCUGCUGGAAAAGGUCGGCUGCUUCGUGGAGGAGCUGCUGGGCAGCAUCGACACCUUCCUCUGCUGGCUCUUCACCGAGGUCUCCAAGCUGGUGGGCGCCAUCCUGCACGGCGUGUCUUGGAUCCUCGGGCAGGUCAACAAGAUCUUCCCCGCGAUCUGCGCGCUGCUGCCGGGCAUCGACGGCGUCGUCAGCGACAUCCUCUCGGGCGUCGCCUGCGUCGUCCAGGACGAGCUCGAUCAGGUCAAGCUGCUUCUCGAGGCGAUCGGCUGCGCCGUGGCGAAGAUUCUGAAGCCGAUCCGGUGCUUCCUCGAGUUCAUCGCCAAGGAGGUGGGCUGCACGGUGAAGGAGGUCUUCUGCGCCGUCAAGGCGCUGCUGUGCGGCGUCGGCGGCCUCGUCGGCAAGACGCUCAGGAUCGUGCAGUGCAUCCUCGCCAACGUCGGCCGGCUCGUUCAGGACGUGCUCGCGGGCGUCGUCUGCUUCCUGCAGAAGCUCAACCUGCCGUCGAUCGGCGAGAAGAUCGCGGCGCUUGUCGGCACCAUCCUCUGCGAGGUGAGGGACCUGGUGGACCUGCGCGGCCUCUUCUGCAAGAUCGCGGCGCUGCUGCACGGCAUCUUCGACUUCACCUGCUGCCUGCUCAAGAAUGUCGAGUGGUUGGUCUGCACCAUCCUCGGCGACGUCACGGCGCUCGUCCGCGACGUGCUCGGCUAGGCCUGUGAGCCACAGCUGCGCGGCGCCACGGCUAGGCUUCUCUACGGCGUCAUCGUCGACGUCGCUAGCGUCCGACGCGUCGAUCGGAGCCUGCUGCACCGGCCUCGACCGUCGCAUGACAUGGGCGAGCGGUUGUCGGUUACGCUUGGAGGGCCAGAAGCCGUUUUUGUGUGUGCGCUGCUCGCAACAUGGGUGUCGCGCACUCAUCCAUGACCGGCCUCAAAUGUCCCACCCCCCUGCGCGCGGGCUUUCUAGGCCUGUGGUAGUCUCCCCCCAUUCCCAGGGCCUCCAGGGCUCACACACACCUCAACCUCUCACAUAGACCAGCGCGCAGCGCGAUCGAUAGGAGGUAUUUUCUUCUCGACAACCAGGUCUGUGUAUCCC